GAGGAAGGCCACCGACAGACGGCCGCAGCCCCGGCCGGAGAGCGGCUCGCAGGCCGGCCGGCCGUGCGCAGGCGUUCUGGGAGGAAGGCCGCUCCGCCGUAGCCAAUGAGCACGGGUGCUGCGGCCUGCUCGCCGGUCAGGGUGACCCGGGCCUGCGCGGGCCUGAGGCAGUGGGCGAGGCCUGUCAGGACCUCCGUGCUUAGCCCAAGUUGACCAGGGACUCCACCCUUGCCCAGAGCUCGACCUGUGAGUGCCUGAGGCACGGGCGAGGCCUCCAGUUCUUAGGGUUGGCAACUGACGCUCAGCUGGAUGACUUACAUUCAGCAGGUUUGAUUGGACCCUGGAUACACAGCACCAAGGCCUGUAUAUAGGCAAUUAAUGGAUGCUUGGAGGUUGCCGUGCGUAUUCAGAAAUGUUUUGCCACCUGAAGCCUUUGAGGAGGUUCUGCCUGAAGAAGACCCUCCCUCCCUGGCUUCCCUCCUCUCGGGCUCUGUCAGGAGCAGAAGCCGUCAAUGCCUUAAGACCUUUCUACUUUGCAGUUCAUCCCGAUUUCUUUGGACAGCACCCCAGGGAAAGGGAAAUCAAUGAAAAUUCUCUUAAGAGAUUAAGUGUCUACUUAGAAAAUCUCCAGAAACCAGGCUUCAAGUCUCUGAAACCAACUCAGCUUACAUUUUAUAUAAGAGAAAAAACAGCUCAGAACUCCUUGGAAGGCCAGGAACCUAUCAGUACUUCUGGAUUUCGAGCAGUCAGAUUUACUUUGCACACCAGCGAUCUGCUAAGCACAGUGUUGUAUAUUCUCAACUCCUGCAGUUUGUCUGCUGAACACGUCCAAAGCUUGAACACUACUAACGUGCAUUCCCAGCCUCUCCAGGAAGCUACAGGGAUGCCUGACAGACCCAUCAAAUGGCAUAAGUCCUACUAUUCCUUCACUGGGUUCAAGGACCCUGACGAAGACCUACAUGUCUCAAGAGUGGAGACAACCCUAAUGUCCUGGCUAGGUAGCAAUGGGCAAAGUGCAGUGAAAAAGCUGAAGAACAGCUUGCCUCUUAGGAAGGAGCUGGAUCGUCUGAAGAAGGAGCUGUCUGACCUUCUGCAACUUUCAGAUAUCAGGUGGCAAAGGGGCUGGGGUGUUGCCCAUCGCUGCAGCCAGCUGCACAGUCUCAGCCGCCUUGCACAGCAGAAUUUGGAACCACUUCAGAAUGCAAAAGGAUGCACCAUCGUGUUCACAGACCGCUCGGGCAUGAGUGCACUGGGCCACGUGAUGCUGGGAACCAUGGAUGUCCACCAUCACUGGACGAGAAAGCCAGAGGAUGAACGGUCCAGGGAUUGCAUCCAGACCAUCAACUUGAGCAGGCCUUGGCUCAGCAUUCGUCUCACAAGCCCACGCAUUAGUUUAAACUCAAAUAACGCUGAGCUUUUUGAAAGCUUGCCAAGUUAUUUUGACCUUCAGAGGAGAAUGUCAGCCCUAGAAGACCAGAUAAGCAAUCUUCUAGGGGGCGUACAAGUGGUUUAUAUCGAAGAGUUACAGCCAGCACUGACCCUUGACGAGUACUACUGCCUCCUUGACGUGUUCCACAAUCAGCUCCUAAAAAGCAGGGCACCUGCCCACCCGCAAAGCCUGAGCGGCUUGGAGAUGAUCCUCAGUGGCGACAGGUACGAGCCAAGCUUGCAUGAACUCGGGCAUUUUAACAUCCCAGCCCUCUCAGAUCCGGCAAGCCUCCAGUCAUUUAUGAGAAGCCGAGCCCAGCAGGCAAGAGAAAACAUAGCAAGAAGGGAGGAGUUAAAAGUUAUUGAAAAUGAACUGAUACAGGCUUCCACAAAGAAAUUUUCUCUGGAGAAGUUCUACAAAGAGCCCAGCAUUUCCAGCAGACAGAUGGUGGACUGCUGCCGGAGACUCCUGCAGCUGUCACUGCCUUAUCUGCACGGGAUGCACCUCUGCGUGUCGCAUUUUUAUUCCGUCAUGCAGGAUGGAGACCUGUGCAUCCCGUGGAACUGGAAGAAAGGAGAAGCCAGGAAGUGACACAGACACCUGUCUUAUUUUCUGGAGAAAUGAGAAACUGUUGGGUUUAUUUAAAUUCAGUUCAAUGUUAGUAUUCGCAUCAGGACAGAGUUUCCGAGUGCUGCAUUAAAGCGGGAGUUUUCUUUGUAGUGACUUUAUGCUAAGAAACUUGUUUCUAAACGGUUUGUCCCAUAGUCUUGUGAUGCUGAUGGCUAGGCAGAGAGAUGCUUAGAAGAAAAACUUAUUUUAAAGAGAGUUCUGUAAGAGUCAUCUAUUUUUAUAGAAGUGAGUGUGUGUGUGCAUAAAUUGGUCUCGUUCAGUAUAGCUCUGUGGUACUAGGACUCAUUUUUACAUGCAGCGCAGUUCAACACAUGUCUUCGUCGUUACAUCCCACAGACACAAACACUUGGUAGCCGGUAGUGGACAGUCGUGUUCAGACAGAUGAUUGAUGAGUAGCAAAAAUUAAAUAACCACAUUUUGAUUGAGAAAGAUUUUUUUAAACUAUUGAAUAUAUGCCAUUAACAUUGCCUGAUACUAGCUUAUUAAAACAUCAGCGACAGAAUUUAAAUACAUGACACCUUCUACCAAUUAAAAUAUUGAUAGAGCAUGUUCUUGGUAGGCACAGGCCCUGGGUUCCAUCCCAAGUACCAAGAAAAAGCUGUCUUCAUCUCUUCAGCUCUGGCCCAGGUAAAAGCCUGCUGCCUGCUGUGGUCUCCGGUGUCCCCCACGCUGUGGAGACCCGUUCUCUACUCAGAGAAGACCACCCUGCAUUCCACACCACACUUUUCCCUGAGGAUGCCCUAGGGAACUGACCCCGGUGCAUAGAACAAAGGAGACACUAAAGUCAGUUUUUCGUGUUUUGGAUUUUUAUAAACAGUUCAAAUGUAUGUUCAAAAUAAGAACUGACUUUUAAAGCAUUGGUUGCCACUAUUGCUUUUGACCCAUGCCAGUUUGACAAAUGUUGCUGUAAAUGCUCUCCCUAAGAAAGAGUCCUCAAGUUGGGUUUGGUGGUGCACGCCUUUAAUCCCAGCACUUUCGGGAGGCAGAGGCAGGUGGAUCUCUGUGAGUUCAAGGCCAGCCUGGUCUACAAAGUAACUUCCAGGGCAACCAGAGCUGUUACACAGAGAAGCCCUGUCGCGGGUGGGGGAGUCCUCAAAGAUCUGCUAGUUUAUUGGAAAAUUGUUUGGAUUGUGCCACUUCUAACAUCAGCUAACACAGACUCUUUGGUAAUGUGUGUUGAAUUGGAUUUGGUUUUGAACUAAUUAUUACAUAAUAAACAGUACCUUGUCGGCCA
Messenger RNA from Microtus oregoni (creeping vole), 3293 nucleotides. RefSeq names its product T cell activation inhibitor, mitochondrial (gene Tcaim). The coding region runs from base 383 to 2020 and encodes 545 amino acids. The record is from RefSeq and is a predicted model, not a curated record. The transcript is spliced from 13 exons. Gene Ontology annotation, cellular component: mitochondrion. Lineage: Eukaryota; Metazoa; Chordata; Mammalia; Rodentia; Cricetidae.